Messenger RNA from Zerene cesonia (dogface butterfly), 1701 nucleotides. RefSeq names its product UDP-glycosyltransferase UGT5-like. The transcript is spliced from 4 exons. Gene Ontology annotation, molecular function: UDP-glycosyltransferase activity. Bases 16 to 1572 code for a protein of 518 amino acids. The record is from RefSeq and is a predicted model, not a curated record. Lineage: Eukaryota; Metazoa; Arthropoda; Insecta; Lepidoptera; Pieridae.
GUUAUAUCAUCUGAAAUGUCGAGAUCAUAUGUUUUAGUGUUUGUUCUAUUUUUAAUAUUUACUGAAUAUGACGCGGCGAGAAUUCUGGCAAUAUUCCCGACUCCAUCGAUCAGCCAUCAAGUUGUAUUCAGACCACUAACGCAGGAGCUAGCUCGACGCGGCCAUGAAGUUACCGUCAUUACAACUGAUCCAGUGUUCACGAAAGAAAAUUCUCCUGCAAACUUUACUGAAAUAGACCUUCACGAUGUUUCCUAUAAAGUCUGGAGGGACAUGAUAAUGCAGCGUGGACAUGCGGUGUUCGGCAAAAAGAAUGGUUUAUAUCAGCAAAUAAAGGUUCUGGGAACCUUAAUAGGUCACGUUGCUGAGAUACAACUGAAAACUCAUGAAGUCCAGCAGAUACUUAAGAAGGAAAAAGACGCGUAUGACCUGUUAAUAAUAGAAGAAUGUGCGGAACCAUUUUUAGCGUUUUCUCAUUUAUUCAAAGUGCCAGUGAUUGCUAUUAGUUCUAUGGGUAUGAUGCUAAAUGCUGAUGAAAUUUUUGGAGUACCAGGACAUAUUUUCUUAUAUCCAUCAAUGCUACAUCAAAGAGUAUAUAAUUUAACGUUCUGGGAAAAACUUGAGGAAUUAUAUAAGAACUAUAAGUUAACAAACGAUUGGAACUCUAUACAAUCUAUGCAUUUAAACAAUGUUAAAAAUAUCAUAGGACAUGACGUGCCUCAUUAUAGUGAACUGAAUAAAAAUAUUGAUAUGCUGUUUUUGAAUAUACAUCCGCUGUGGACUAAUAAUCGACCUUUACCUCCUAAUAUCAUUUCUAUUUGGGGUAUUCAUAAGAAACCAGAAAAGGCACUUCCACAAGAUCUACAAUCAUAUUUAGAUUCAUCAAAGAACGGAGUUAUAUAUCUAAGUUUCGGAAGUAAUGUUCCUUCCUCGUUGUUACCACAAGAAACAAUUCAACUAUUUAUCAAGGUGUUUUCGAAGUUACCUUACGAUGUGUUAUGGAAAUGGGAGAAAGAUGAAUUACCUGGGAAAUCGGACAACAUUCGAAUAUCUAAAUGGUUGCCACAAUCGGAUUUAUUGAGACAUCCUAAGAUAAAAUUAUUCAUAACACAAGGAGGUCUGCAAUCUACGGACGAAGCUAUAAACGCGGGAGUACCGCUUGUUGGUAUACCGAUGCUUGGAGACCAAUGGUAUAAUGUAGAUUAUUAUGUGUACCAUAGAAUUGGAGUUAGACUAGACUUCGACGAACUAUCUGGGGACUUGCUCGAUAAAGCAAUCAAAACUGUCAUAAAUGAUAAAAGCUAUCGUGAAAAUAUAAUACGGCUGCGAUCGAUCAUGAAAGACCAGCCCCAGAGUGCACUGGACCGCGCCGUGUGGUGGACGGAGUACGUGCUGCGGCACGGAGGGGCGAAGCACCUGCGAGCGCAAGGCGCUAACAAAACCUGGGCCGAAUACUAUGACAUAGAAUUUAUACUGAAAUUAGCUUCACUUGUUAUCUCCGUUGUAGCUGUAUCUGUAUAUUUUUUAUAUUUCUUAUUAAGACUAGUACCAAAAACAAAGAGUAAGAUGCUAUAACAAACCAAAUUACCUUUUCAUAGCCAUUGAAUAUAUGGAAAGUAUUACAAUAGACUACAAUAGAAUAUUAUUUAGAACUGAAUCACACUUCACCAUUUUUAAAGUAAAUAAUAUAAAUAUUUUAAAACG